AUGUCAGCGGUAGCACCACCUCGAGACGAUAGUCUCAAAUCGGCCAAAAAGCGGAAACGACCUUCUACCUCUACCACUGCCGUCGAGAAGGGAGAUGUACCUCAACCAGUGACAGACGCAGACUCGACCAUGGCUGAAGCUACCUCAUCCAAGGUUACUCUCGACGGAGGAGUAGACGGAGCGAGAAACGUUCCUGGACAAACAUAUGAAAGGGUUCCAUUUUCUACUUUGAACCUCUCAAAUCCAACAAUGAAUGCUAUCCAACGUAUUGGAUUUGAGACGAUGACCGAAGUUCAAGCUAGAACCAUACCCCCUCUUUUGGCUGGUAAGGAUGUUUUGGGUGCGGCUAGAACUGGAUCAGGUAAAACGAUGGCUUUUCUGGUUCCCAGUGUGGAACUGUUGAGUACACUGAGGUUCAAACCUGUCAAUGGAACCGGUGUGAUCAUCAUUUCGCCAACUCGAGAACUUGCUCUUCAGAUAUUCGGAGUAGCCAAAGAACUCAUGCAAGGUCAUUCUCAGACGUUUGGUGUAUUGAUGGGCGGAGCGAAUAGAAAGGCAGAAGCGGACAAGUUGGUCAAAGGUGUCAACUUGAUCGUAGCUACACCAGGUAGAUUACUCGACCACUUGCAGAACACUAAAGGAUUCGUGUUCAAGAACCUCAAAGCUUUGGUCAUUGACGAAGCUGAUAGGAUUUUGGAGAUUGGAUUCGAGGAGGAGAUGAAGCAGAUCAUCAAGCUGUUGCCAUCUGAAAACCGUCAAUCCAUGCUUUUCUCAGCCACUCAAACAACGAAAGUUACCGACCUCGCCCGUAUCUCCCUUCGACCAGGUCCAUUGUACAUCAACGUAGACGAGGAGAAACAAGCCUCGACAGUGGAUAUGUUAGAACAAGGUUACGUAGUUUGUGAAUCCGACAAGAGGUUCAUGCUUUUGUUCACCUUCUUGAGGAAGAAUUUGAAGAAGAAAGUUAUCGUUUUCUUUUCGAGUUGUAAUUCAGUCAACUACCAUGCGGAAUUAUUGAAUUACAUUGACGUUCCUGUAUUGGAUCUACAUGGUAAACAAAAACAACAAAAGCGUACCAAUACGUUCUUCGAAUUCUGUAAUGCCCCCUCAGGUAUAUUGCUCUGUACGGACGUAGCUGCAAGAGGUCUCGAUAUACCAAAAGUAGAUUGGAUCAUCCAAUUCGACCCACCUGAUGAUCCAAGGGAUUAUAUCCAUAGAGUAGGAAGAACUGCCAGAGCAGGUAAAACUGGGAAAUCAUUAUUGUUCCUAUUACCUUCUGAAUUGGGUUUCUUGAGGUUCUUGAAAGUUGCCAAAGUCCCUUUGAACGAAUAUCAAUUCCCUCAAAAGAAGAUCGCAGAUGUUCAAAAACAGCUUGAAAACCUCAUCUCAAAGAAUCAUUACCUGAAUACCUCCGCAAGAGACGGCUACAGAUCAUACCUUCAAUCAUACGCUUCAUACUCCCUCAAGAAGAUAUUCGAUGUAAAUAAAUUAGAUUUAGCUAAAGUAGGUAAAGCCUUUGGAUUUAGCGUUCCUCCCAAAGUAAACAUCUCAGUCGGUACGGCUAAAGCGAAGAAGGAAAAGAAUGACGACAGUGAUGAAGAAGAUGAUGGUGUUCCAAAGAAAGCCUUCUAUAGGAAUAGGAAGAAGGGAAAAUUCCAAUCUUAG
Molecule: messenger RNA, 1665 nt
Organism: Kwoniella botswanensis
Lineage: Eukaryota; Fungi; Basidiomycota; Tremellomycetes; Tremellales; Cryptococcaceae
Product: ATP-dependent RNA helicase HAS1
Exons: 6
Coding region: 1-1665 (554 amino acids)
Biological process (GO): maturation of LSU-rRNA from tricistronic rRNA transcript (SSU-rRNA, 5.8S rRNA, LSU-rRNA)
Cellular component (GO): nucleolus
Molecular function (GO): RNA helicase activity; nucleic acid binding; ATP binding
Source: RefSeq, a predicted model, not a curated record